Messenger RNA from Heteronotia binoei (common prickly gecko), 1533 nucleotides. RefSeq names its product zinc finger protein 420-like. Gene Ontology annotation, biological process: negative regulation of transcription by RNA polymerase II. The record is from RefSeq and is a predicted model, not a curated record. NCBI's taxonomy places the organism in Eukaryota, Metazoa, Chordata, Lepidosauria, Squamata, Gekkonidae. The transcript has a single exon. Gene Ontology annotation, molecular function: DNA-binding transcription repressor activity, RNA polymerase II-specific. The coding region runs from base 13 to 1533 and encodes 506 amino acids.
GAGAAGCAACUGAUGUGUUUAGAAACUGGAAUUGCAUUCUCUGAUGGAAGAAAGCAUAAUGUACACUUCCCAAAACCCAGUAUAAUGAAGGGGCAUAAAUGUUUUCAAUGUGGAAAGUACUUCAGAAACAGAUCACAUCUCAUUGUUCACCAAAAGAUCCACAGAGGAGAGAAACCAUUUGGAUGCUCAGAGUGUGGAAAGAGAUUCAGUAGGAGUGGUGAUUUUCAACAGCAUCAACGAAUCCACACAGGGGAGAAGCCUUUCCAAUGCUCAGAGUGUGGGAAGAGAUUCAGUCGUAGUGACAGUUUUCAACGGCAUCAACAAACCCACACAGGGGAGAAGCCAUUUGAAUGUUCUGAGUGUGGGAAAAGAUUCCGUCGGAGUUAUAGUCUUCAAGAGCAUCAACGAACCCACACAGAGGAGAAGCCCUUUGAAUGCUCAGAGUGUGGGAAGGCAUUUAGUUCUAGCGGCAGUCUUCAAAAGCAUCAACGGACCCACACAGGGGAGAAGAUGUUUGAAUGCUCAGAGUGCGGGAAGAGAUUCAGUUGGAGUGGCCCUCUUCAACAGCAUCAGAAAACCCACACAGGAGAGAAGCCCUUUGAAUGCUCAGAAUGUAAGAAGAGAUUCAUGCACAGUGGCACUCUUCAAAGACAUCUAAAAACCCACACAGGGGAGAAACCUUUCAAAUGCUCAGAGUGUGGAAAGAGUUUCCAUGAGAGCUGCCACUUUAAAGAGCAUCAAAGAACCCAUACUGGGGAGAAGCCCUUUGAAUGCUCACUGUGUGGGAAGACAUUCACUCAAAGAAGUCAUUUAUAUCAUCAUCUAAGAACCCAUACAGGGGAAAAGCCUUUUGAAUGCUCAGAGUGUGGGAGGAUAUUCAGUCGACGUGACAGUCUUCAACAGCAUCAACUGACCCACACGGGGGAGAAGCCCUUUGAAUGCUCAGAGUGUGGGAAGAGAUUCUCGCAAAGUGACACUCUUCAGAAGCAUCAACGAACCCACACAGGGGAGAAGCCCUUUGAAUGCUCAGAGUGUGGAAAGAGAUUCAUGCACAGUAGCACUCUUCAGAAGCAUCAACGAAUCCACACAGGGGAGAAGCCUUUUGAAUGCUUAGAGUGUGGGAAGAGAUUCAUGCACAGUGGCCUUCUUCAACAGCAUCAACGAACCCACACAGGGGAGAAGCCCUUUGAAUGCUCAGAGUGUGGGAAGAGAUUCAAUCGGAGUAGUUCUCUUCGACAGCAUCAAGAAACCCACACAGGGAAGAGGCCAUUUGAAUGCUCAGAGUGUGGGAAGAGAUUCAGUCGGAAAGGCACCCUUCAACAGCAUCAACAAAUCCACUCAGGGGAGAAACCAUUUCAAUGCUCAGAGUGUGGGAAGACAUUCACUCGGUGUGCCAGUCUUCAAGGGCAUCAAAGAACCCACACAGGGGAGAAACCCUUUGAAUGUUCCGAGUGUGGGAAGAGAUUUAUUUCCAGUGGCACUCUUCAAAGGCAUCAACGAACCCACACAGGGAAGAAACCUUUGAAUGUUUAG